Molecule: messenger RNA, 1741 nt
Organism: Tauraco erythrolophus (red-crested turaco)
Lineage: Eukaryota; Metazoa; Chordata; Aves; Musophagiformes; Musophagidae
Source: RefSeq, a predicted model, not a curated record
CUGGUUGAUGACACUAAUACAACAAGGAAAACAAUGCACUAUGCGCUAAAACCAGUACAUUCUCCGUGGGCCGGACCGAUAAGAGCUAUUGCCAUUACAGUCCCUUUAGUUGUCAUUUCAGCCUUUGCAACACUUUUCACAGUGAUGUGCCGCAAGAAACAGCAAGAAAAUAUAUAUUCCCAUCUAGAUGAGGAGAGCUCUGAAUCUUCAGCAUAUGCUGCAGGUCUCCAUGUGGAAAGACUUCGUCCCCGGCCAAAAGUGUUCAUCUGCUAUUCCAGUAAAGAUUGCCAGAAACACAUUAAUGUCAUCCAGUGCUUUGCUUAUUUUCUUCAGGACUUUUGUGGCUGUGAGGUGGCUCUGGAUUUGUGGGAAGAUCUAAAAAUUUGUAAAGAAGGCCAGAAGGAGUGGCUUAUUAAAAAAAUAAAUGAGUCCCAGUUUAUCAUCAUUGUGUGUUCUAAGGGAAUGAAAUACUUCGUUGAAAAAAAGAACUGGAAACACAGAGGAGUAACCAAAGAUGCAGGAAAAGGAGAGCUCUUUCUGUUUGCUGUGUUGACUGUUGCAGAGAAGCUUCGUCAAGCAAAGCAGAAUUCAAAUGACCUCUGCAAGUUCAUUGCUGUCUACUUCGAUUACUCCUGUGAAGGAGACAUCCCUGGUAUUCUGGAUCUAAGUACAAAAUACAAACUCAUGGACAAUCUCCCUCAGCUGUAUUCACAUCUACACUCCAGAGAUCUUAGUGUACAGGAUUCAGAGGUGUUUCCAGUUAACAUUAGUAAAAGGAAUUAUUUCAGGAGCAAAUCUGGGAGGUCCCUUUAUGUCGCUAUUUGCAAUAUGCAUCAGUUCAUUGAUCAGGAACCAGAUUGGUUUGAGAAACAGUUUGUUCCCUUCCCUCCACCUUCUUUACAUUACUCGGAGCCUGCCAUGGAAAAAUUUGAUUCAGGCUUGGUUUUAAAUGACUUAGUGAAUAAGCAGGUGAUGGAUAGCGAUUUUUACCUGAAAACAGAUACAAAUAUUAUUUCAGCAGGGAAUUCAGACUCUCACUGUAUAAUUCAGCACUUAAACCUUGGAGAAGAUGCGGAAACUCAGGACAUUCAAGGUGGCGGCAGCUCUGUUCUUCAGCCAUUAUUACAUGUUGUUAAAGCUUCAAAUCUUAAAGAUAUGCCUCGAGAUUCUGGAAUCUAUGAUUCAUCUGUUCCUUCAUCUGAAUUAUCUUUAACUUUAAUGGAAGGACUAUUGACAGACCAAAUUGAAACAUCUUCCAUUACAGGAAGUGUUUCUUCAUCAUCAGGUUUAGGGGAAGAAGAACCUCCAGUAAUCACUGCUACAAAAUUCUUAGUGCCUGGAAUAUGUAAAGCAGAACUUCAUUGCCAUCUCCAUACUGAUGAACUGCAGGCAAUUGCUCCGUUAUAACACGUUACAGCUUUGUUAUGCAUUGCCACUUUAUCAACAGCCUCUGUCUGUGCUUUAACUACCACACGGUCUCAGCACUAAAUCUACUUGAAGGAACAAAUACUCCCUGAAGAAGAUCUGUUAUUCCUAAGGGAUUUUUUUUGUGACCAGUAAACUUGAAUCUGUUGGUCUUUGCAUAAAGUCUUUCAUGAUUUGAAAAAUGCAGUAUGGAAAAAUAGAGUUUGGAAAUGGAAAAAUACAUUUCAAAAUUAUUCCUAUUACUAUUUAAAAUGUCAUGAUAUUACACUGUUUACAGAUGCCAUGAUCAAAAUUAACUCUUUUUUUUUGCUAGAAA